AUGGCCAACAAUGCCAAUGAUGGAGCCUUUGGGUUGGAAGACGUGCCGGAUUUGCCUGAAGCACCCACGGAACAGCCCAAGUACAACCGGGAUUACCAUCGACUCUUCGUCAAAUUCAUGAGCUGGCUGCACAAGAGGACUACACCAAGGCGGCUCGCUUCCAACCCAGUGCUUUGGGCGGCAUCCAACCACACACACAAGAAGGCUAUUUCCUUUUACAUGCCCAUCAAAGUGCCACAUGGAAUGGAACCUCCGGAAUCCAACCAAGUCCGAUCCGUGAACGAAGUGGUCAAGGAAGUCAAGAAAGCGAGACUCAACACCGCGGCAAGAAGUCUGUCCUGCAUGUUGAAGCAGCAAGUCCAUCUCAUCACCGGGACGGACGACAUCUCCAACUUCCUUUUUGCGCUCAGUUGCAAGAAUAUUUCGGAAGAACGACAAUGCCCUGACCAAAUCAUUCUUGGUUCGAUGGAUACCGACUUUUGCGUCCUUCAACUAGGGUAUGGCGCCGCUGGUCGGGAAAUGCAUUCCUCUUUACUCCCGAAAGCGAUCCAAGUUGGCUCCCAAGCACUGCAACGCAGCAUACCGCAAACAUUCUCAAGGCUGUCUUUUUGUCGGCUUCAUUUCUGGCUGUGGCGCUCCUCAUUGCUGGUGUUCUUGGAGUCACAGCAUUCGGAAGUUUGCUGCAACUCUGGCAAGAGGGAUGGGUGUUACUGCUGA
Molecule: messenger RNA, 717 nt
Organism: Seminavis robusta
Lineage: Eukaryota; Bacillariophyta; Bacillariophyceae; Naviculales; Naviculaceae
Source: the annotation of a GenBank genome assembly